This is a messenger RNA of Rubroshorea leprosula, 620 nucleotides long. The record is from the annotation of a GenBank genome assembly. NCBI's taxonomy places the organism in Eukaryota, Viridiplantae, Streptophyta, Magnoliopsida, Malvales, Dipterocarpaceae.
AUCUCUCUCGUCUCAGCCCAUCGCUUUCCGCCCUCCGCCGUUGCCGAAGACAAUCCGAAUGCACGCUUCUACGUCGAGGGCGAGGUGUACGACGACCCCUGCCGCGUCCAAUUCGUCACUCGAAUCAGCGAUUACAUGUCAGACGGAUAAAUUAGGCACCUACGUCCUCACCAUCGACGGAGAGCAGGAGGAUGAAGUGUGCGAGAUCGCGCUUGUCGAAUCCAGCAACAGUGUGUGCUCCGAAAUCAACAAAGACGCUUUCCUGAGGAGGAGCGCUGGGAUUAGCCUCACCACCAAUAAUGGCAUCAUUAGUCCAGUUCGCGCCGCCAAUCCGCUCGGCUUCAUGAGGAAGACUCCUCUUCCUCUCUGCACGGAUAUGAAGUCCUCAGAGAACUCGGUAUGACCCCCGACGAUCUCAUCUUUUAAACUCCAAUUAAUGGCUUCAUAGACUUGCUUCCAUGCUUUGGAGUAUAAACUGAGCUUUUAGCUCCGUUUAUUAAAAAUAUAUAUAUAUUGUCAUGUUACUGUGCUUUUUGUUUCCACAAAUUCGAAUGAAUUAAUGCAUAUAAGAUUCUUUUUAUGGGCCGCUGUUGUUUCUUUAACAAAAAUGCUGUAAUUAG